This is a messenger RNA of Harpia harpyja (harpy eagle), 2851 nucleotides long. It is a transcript of the gene TMEM59L, whose product is annotated as transmembrane protein 59 like. The coding region runs from base 79 to 1092 and encodes 337 amino acids. The transcript has 8 exons. Lineage: Eukaryota; Metazoa; Chordata; Aves; Accipitriformes; Accipitridae. The record is from RefSeq and is a predicted model, not a curated record.
CCCGCCCGGCGCGUCACGGCGGAGCCGGCAACGGCGGCAACGGCGGCGGCGGCGGGUGCGCUCCGUUCCGCUCCCGCCAUGGCGGCCCGCCGGCACCGGGCCUUACCGGUCCUCGGCCUGGCUUUGGUGGUCGCCACCGCCGCCGCCGUCGUCGCCGCUACCGACCCUUUCUCGCCCCAGCUGGGAGAUACCGCCGGUUGCCGCGGGCAGUGCGGCCGCAGCCUGCCCCGCCGAGCCGCCGCCGAUGCUGUUCUCAACGCCUGUUACCGGGGCUGCCGGCUGUUCUCCAUCUGUCACUUCGUGGAUGCGAGCGCCGAGCUGAACACAACCCGAGCUCAGUGUGAAGCAGCGUGCGCCGAAGCCUACAGCAACGCAGAGGAGCAGUUUGGCUGCGUGACGGGGUGCCGAAAGCAGCUGCCCGAGGUGGAGAGCAGGAAGGAGAAGAGCCUGGAGCUGAAGGCGCCGUCGUUCUCCAUGUUCGAUUUGGUCUCCACCUUCUGCAACGACAUCGUCAGCUCUGCCCAGAGCUUCAUCUCCUCCACCUGGACCUUCUACCUGCAGGCAGAUGAUGGCAAAGUCGUGGUGUUUCAGUCCCAGCCGGAGAUGGAGUAUCCAGUACUCGAGGCACUGGAGACCCAGCCGGAGCGGCCGGUGCGGCCGGGACCGGGGUCCAGCCCCCGCGUCUCCCAGCCCCACACAGGCCCCCGGGCGAAGGGGGAGAAGCCCCCCGUGAAGGAGCCACGAGGCAAAGGCAAGGUGCAGCACCCGGACCCCCCGCAGCCGGAGCACGACUUCCUCGGCUGCAUGUCCAAGCGCUCAGGCCUUCCUCGCUGGAUCCUGGCUGCCUGCCUCUUCCUCUCCAUCAUGGUGAUGCUGUGGCUGAGCUGUGCCAGUUUGGUGACUGCUCCUGAGCAGCACGUCAAGACCCAGCCUCUGAGCAUCAACGGAGACAAGGAGUACCUGGAAGACCUGGAUGGCCCCGGCGCUUUCCCCCUGCCGCCCGUCAUCGCCGUCACCCUGUGCCCCACGCACGGCGGCGAGGAUGCGGGGCCGCUGCCCCUCAAGGUCGACCUGGGCAAGACCAUCCUGUAGUGCUCCCACCCUUCCCAUCACCACCACAUCACCUCCCUGUUUCCAUCCCCAGGACAUCGUCCCCGGUCCCAUUCUGUGGCCCCUCCAGCUCCCCCGUGUCCCUGGCUCCUGGAGGGGCAUCUCUGGCUCUGGCAUGGUGGGGGGACCGGGGGGUACGAUCUGGCUCGGUCCCGCUCUCCUCCCCAGGGAUGGCCGCUGCAGAGGAGGCUCCCAGGAGCCGGGCAGCGGCUUUGCCUCCUCCGUAGAUGUGCUGUUUGCUGGGAUCUUGGUUUCCAGUGCUCGAGAGCCAAGAGAGGAGCUGCCAGAGCGGGGAGGCCGGGGGGAGCCCGUCCUCGUAGCGGGGCGGUCCGUCUCUUCCCGACCGGAGCCCCCGGGGCCCCGCAGCCCUCCGGGCAUGGGUCCAGCGCUGGGCAGGAGGGAGCCGGCUGCGGUGGGGGAUGGAGAGUGUCUGCAGCGUUCUGGGCUUUGGCUCGGCACAUCCCCGGCCUCCCACCUUGGGCUGAGCCUCCAAGGCGCCGUCUCCGGCCCUGGGAACUCCCUUCCGCCGGCCGGAGCCGAUUGCCUUGGGGAGCCGAAACGUGGCGAAUGGAUUUGGCGUUGGCAGCCGGAGAGAGGAGCGGAUCUUGCCGCCUCCUUGCCCACGCGAGGACCCAGCCGGCCCCUUCCCGGAGCUGCGGAGGGGCCCCAGGAUGGCUCCUUCCCCUCCCUGAUGCCUUUGGGGCGGCUGGCCCAGAUGCCGACGGGUCGCUGGUGGGACUGAGCAGGGGACGAGGUGACGUUUCCCUGCCUCGUGCUGCUGUGGCAUGUCCGAGCUCGGGCAGGAGGUGGGAGCUGCCGGGAUGCCUCCGUCCUGGGCUCAGCAUCCCUGCCCGAUGCCGGGAGCAGCUCAGCCUGCCGGGCUGUAGCUGAUGGCAGGACCUAGCGGCAGCCGGCCUCCGGGUCCCCUGGCUCACAGCACUGCCCUGGAAGCAGGGGGCUAGUCCUGGGGUCUCCUGGUCAAGCAGGGACCCCCUCGGCUCGCCCCGGCACAGCCCCUCGGCGCGGAGGGGUCCCCUUCCCUCCCCCUGCUCCGCAGGGCUCUGCUCCCACAGCCGGGCUCGGUGCGAACCGAGGCAUCUCCCCAUCUCCCCGCCGUUCUCCAUCACUUGACUUCGUGCAUCAUUUCGUGGUUUGAUUUGCACCGGCAUGUGGUUCAUCAGCCCCUGGUGCCCCAUGGGGACACCCCUGCACUUGGGAGGGACGGCUCGGCGGCGGCGGUCCCUGCCAUCCCCCGCGUCCACCUAACACGUCUGUACAGAUUAACUUAUUACCCGCAGCUCCCCACCCUUGGGUUUUUAGGCUCUCUCCGUGUGCCGGCUGCUCCCCAGCGCUGAGCGGUCUCGGGGGGCCGUGGCGUGGUGGGGCGGGGGGCUCUCGUCCCCAUCCCCACAGGUUUUGUGCUGCUCCGUAUCACUUUCACCCGUGCAACAUAUCUGGAUUUGGGGAACUGGGUUGGGGGGGGGGGUGUUGUGUCCGUUUUGGGGUACACUUUUUGUUGUCGCUUUUUGGCCGCUCGGCUCAGUGUAAAGCUCAGUGGAGUCUGUGGUGUUGUCCCGGCCACGGCAGCUCUCCCCAUCCCCGGGGUGCAACCGCACCGGGCCAUGAGCUUGGGGGAGAGGGUGGCCGCGGAGGCCCCCCCAGCUUUGCUUCCAAAGGGCAAACCCAGCCCCAAGCUGGCUGGGCGGUGCGGGCGGAGGGGAAAUAAAAGGUUUGUACCAGA